This is a messenger RNA of Chenopodium quinoa (quinoa), 4081 nucleotides long. RefSeq names its product DExH-box ATP-dependent RNA helicase DExH17-like. The transcript is spliced from 28 exons. Gene Ontology annotation, molecular function: nucleic acid binding; ATP binding. NCBI's taxonomy places the organism in Eukaryota, Viridiplantae, Streptophyta, Magnoliopsida, Caryophyllales, Amaranthaceae. The record is from RefSeq and is a predicted model, not a curated record. The coding region runs from base 189 to 3866 and encodes 1225 amino acids.
UAUUAUUUUUUUUGCACAUUUGCUGGGUUUAUUUAAGCGCGCACGCUACGACUGAAAGAGGAAACUAUGCAUACAAAUUUUGGCGCCUAGAGUCGUUAGCUUCACAUACCUCCGUCGAGUUUUCGACUUUCAAUUCAUUUGCCCGCUGCUGCGCUACUCAUAACAUCAGGGUUUUAGUUUGCGAAACUAUGGAAUCAUACAACCUUAGGUCAGUGUUGGAGUUGCCUGCUCCUUUCAGAUCAACCUUCGAUUUCAGAUAUUUCAAUUCUCUGCAGAGUGAAUGCUUUCCUUGCUGUUUCCUCUCCGAUGUAAAUAUGGUCGUUUCUGCACCAACUGGAAGCGGUAAAACAGUGCUAUUUGAGCUGUGCAUUUUAAGGCUCCUCUCAAAGUUUCUUUCAGCAGACGGGAGAUUCAUCCAUGUGAAGGGCACCCUGAAAACGAUCUAUAUAGCACCUUCCAAGGCUUUGGUACAAGAGAAGCUUAGGGAUUGGGAUCGGAAGCUAGGUGCAUGGGGCAUAAAUUGCCUUGAGAUGACUGGGGACAAUGAUUCGUACAAUACAAAGAAUAUUCAAGAAGCAGACAUAAUUCUAACAACUCCUGAGAAAUUUGAUGCCGUGACUCGCUAUAAAAUAAAAGAUGGUGGCUUGAGUUUUUUCAGUGACAUAGGACUUUUAUUCAUCGAUGAAGUUCACCUAUUAAAUGAUCCACGUGGUGCUGCUUUGGAAGCAAUAGUGAGCAGGAUAAAAAUGCUUUCUUGCAGACCUGAAAUGAAAUCAAUCCCCCUGGCUCAUGUACGUUUUAUAGCUGUUUCAGCAACAAUUCCAAAUCUGGAGGACCUAGCGGAGUGGCUAGUGGUUCCUCCUCAAGGAAUGAAAAGGUUUGGUGAAGAAAUGAGACCAGUAAAACUGACUACCAAAGUUCUUGGGUAUGCAGCAGCCAAAAAUGAUUUUCUCUUCGAAAAGCGCCUCCAGAACUACAUCUUUGAUAUUUUGAUGCAAUAUUCUAGAGGAAAAUCUGCUUUAGUUUUCUGUUCGACCAGAAAGGGAGCACAAGAAGCAGCACAGAAGAUCUCUCAGACAGCCAUGACCUUUGGGUAUUCAAAUCCAUUCAUCAAGACAAAUGAGCAACUAGAGAGAUUGAGGGAAGCCUCAUUGUCAUGCAGUGAUAAACAGCUGCAAUCAUACAUUCUCUAUGGUGUUGGUUAUCACAACGGCGGUCUUUGCAUGAAGGAUCGAAACCUUGUAGAGAAUCUUUUCCUUAAUAGUGAUAUUCAAGUUCUUUGCACAACAAAUACGCUAGCACAUGGAAUCAACCUACCGGCACAUACAGUGGUGAUCAAGUCUACACAGCACUAUAAUAAGGAAAAAGGCAGCUACAUGGAGUAUGACAGAUCCAUUGUUUUACAGAUGUGUGGUAGAGCUGGUCGUCCACCUUUUGACGAUACAGGACUGGUUAUCAUCAUGACAAGAAGGGAAACAGUACAUUUGUACGAAAAUCUUUUGAAUGGAUGUGAAAUUGUAGAAUCACAAUUACUGUCUUGCAUAAUGGAGCACUUGACUGCGGAAAUAGUACAGCUAACUAUCCCUGACAUUACACGGGCAAUUGAAUGGAUGAAGUGUUCAUACUUGUAUGUCAGGAUGAAAAAGAACCCAGAGACUUAUGCUAUUCAGAAAGGGAUUUCAAGAGACCGUAUAGAGUCUCAUAUGCAAGACAUUUGUGUUAAGAAAGUCAAUGAGUUAUCAAGAAACCAGUUGAUCUGGACUGAUGAAGACGGUUUCCUCUUGAAGCCGCUUGAGCCUGGAAGAUUGAUGACGAAGUAUUAUUUGAAAUUCAACACGAUGAAAUACAUUAUGCAGACUCAAUCAAACUGCAGCCUAGAAGAUGCACUUCAUGUUGUUUGCCGAGCAGAGGAGUUAGCUUGGAUACAGCUUAGACGCAAUGAGAAAAAGCUUCUAAAUGAUGUCAAUGCUGACAAAGAUGGUCGCCUUUGUUUUCACAUCCUUGGAGACAAAGGAAAAAAGAAAAAGCGCAUUCAGACAAGGGAAGAGAAAAUAUUUGUUUUGGUCAAUGAUUGCUUGACUGGAGAUCCUCUGGUCCAUGAUUUAUCCUUAAGCCAGGAUGCAAAUUCUAUAUGUUCAAAUGGAUGUAGAAUUGCCAAGUGCAUGAAAGAGUACUUUUUCUUUAAAAAGAACUACAAAGGAGCAUUGAACUCUAUUGCUCUUGCAAAAUCUCUACAUCAUAAACUGUGGGAUAGCUGUCCUUACUUGUUGAAGCAAUUACCUGGCAUUGGAAUGGUGACAGCAAAGGCAUUGCAUUCUAUGGGAAUAACUUCAUUUGAGACCCUUGCUGAAGCUGAUCCUAGGCGAAUAGAAAUUGUUGCCAAUCGGAAAUUCCCAUUUGGAGACCAUAUUAAGGAGUCUUUACUUUCUUUGCCUCCAAAAGUUGAGAUGGAGAUUGAGGCAACUGAAGGCCAGGGGCAAGGAAAGUCCAAGCUGGCAGUAACUUUGACUAGGCUGACACAGGCCCAAUCUAACAAACGGCAUUAUGCUGAUAUGGUUGUUGGUAUGGAAGAGGAAAAUAUGAUCAUCUACCAUGAGAAAAUCAGGGUGGACGAUUUUCUCAGCCCAUACCAGACGACAGUGGUUUUGCCAAACCAUCUACAAGGAAAAUCAACUGUAAAGGCUGAUUUGGUUUUUGAAGAAUUCAUUGGUAUUGAUAUACACCAUAAGAUUGAGCAACUUGAAGAAAUAAAGUCAAAUGUGACUGUUAGACUUGGAACCAAGAGGUCUUCCUCUGUCCUACCUCCUGCAGAAGCUUCUCCACUCAAAAGCACUAGGGGAAGUGUAACACAAGCUAAGGAGCAAUCAACCCGAAGCAAAGUCAAUAAAAAAAUUGAUGACAUGCCCUCUUUUAAACUCAUAGAAGAUGAGCCAGACGAAGGUAGUUUUGAUGAUAAAGCUGCUGAGGAUGACUGCAAGAUCAUAUCUGGGAGUACAAUCUUUGAUCACAUUCGUAAAAAGGCCAAGGAUUUCCCUGCCAUAAAGAAGUCUAGUGCCAUUAAUUUUCCUAUGUCAGAAACUUCAACUUUGCCAACAAAGAGCGUUUGUGUAGAGCAGCAUGUUUCUCCUGGCAUGAUUGAAUUUUCUGAUGAAGUUGAGGGAAAUACUGACAAACAACAAAUGGUUAAUUUUGGAAGACAGCACAGUGGCCAUCUAGACAUCAAUGGUGAUGCAACUGUUAAUCAAGAGACUAAUAAUGUUGAAGAGUCGGCACUAUCGGCAGGCGUAUUUCAUUCUCAGAUAGCAGUAAACAGAAAAGAAUUCCGCAGACUUGAGCACAUACUUGAUCAUGCUAGGAAAAGGUCCAAAAAUUUACCAGUGAUCAAUACAUCAAACACCAAAAAAGGGUUUUCUGCUGGAGUACAAGGGAACUUUUCUGACAAGGAGCAAACACUAGGUCAUCUGAAUGUUGACAAUGAGAAACAGUCAUAUGAACCUCCAGUUGGUUCUGUGAUCUUUUCAGAUCCCGAAACAAUUGAGCAUGAGUACAAUGUAGAUUCGCAUGCAGGAACCUUCAAGGACAAGAAGCGUGCAUCUUCAACUUCAAGAAAAUCAUUGGAUCUUCCGUUUGACCUCUUCAACAAUCAACCCAACAGAACAUAUAAUGCUAAUCCAUCUCUCAACUCUUCACUGUCAAGGAAAGAUGUCCACUACGAGCCUCCAGGGGAUUCUGCAGAGCCUAAAAGCAGUACCACACUAAAUCAUCUAAUGGAAGCAAGUCGAGGAAGCUGUUCACAUGAAACUGGGGACAGAACCAGGAAUGUCAACUCAUUUCUCGGAUUCAAGAGUGUCUUUUCAUUUCUCUGAUUUAUAGCUGUUUCAUUUCUUGGAUUCAAGUACAUGUUCUCACUUCUCUGAUAGUCUGAAUCCCCUUUUUCAUUGAGGUAACUUCUCUGACAGAUUUAGGUAGUGCUAAUCUUGAUCAAAUGUAUGCCUUAUUGUAAAUUACAAACUACUAAGGAUUCCUUAAAACGCUUCCCUUGAUAGAAUUCGGAAGUGUAUUGAAUAGGAUCAUGGCUUGA